AUGGUCCACAUCAUCAAGAGAUAUAGCUACCCGGAUGGUACUGUAACUGCUCAAUCACAUUUGUUGCAGCAAAUGCAAAUGGCUUUUAGUGUACGGCUGCUUCUGCUUCUCUCCUCAUUGUUUCUGGUUCCAGAAUGUCUUUUGGCCCAGACUACUGAUGAUGGCAAACUAGCUGUGGGUGCUUCUCUCUCUGCAACUGCAGGUAACAGCUCCUCAUGGCUUUCUCCUUCUGGUGAUUUCGCCUUUGGUUUUCGACAACUUGAAAACAGUGAUCUUUUCCUGCUUUCUGUUUGGUAUGCCAAGAUUCCAGACAGAACCAUAGUUUGGUAUGCAAAUGGGGAUAGUCCUGCAGUUGUAGCUAAGGGGUCAGUUGUGAAUUUGACUGCUGACAGUGGACUAGUGCUAACUAGUCCUCAGGGUGUUGAGCUUUGGAAAUCUGAGUCGAUUUCUGGAGUUGUUGCCUUUGGGGUCUUGAAUGACACAGGCAACUUUGUUCUUCAAGAUGACAAUUCUGAGAGCUUAUGGGAGACCUUCAACAAUCCAACUCAUACCAUUUUACCUGGACAGGAUAUCGAAAAAGGAGGGAAGCUUUGGUCUCAACAAUCCGAGACUAAUUUUACGAAAGGAAGAUUCCAGCUACGUAUGCGAGAUGAUGGGAAUCUUGUGCUUGUCACCGUUAACCUGCCAACUGAGUUUGCCAACAAUCCUUACUAUGAAAGCGCCACUAAUGGUGACACGAAUAUUUCUACUGCUGGUACAAAGUUGGAGUUCAAUAUCUCAGGCUACUUGUAUGUUUUGAGAGAGAAUGGUGAAAAAUUCAAUAUCAAAGACGCAGUCACAGUCUCGGCUAGAAGCUCCUAUCUUAGAGCAACCCUCAACUUCUAUGGGGUUUUUGAGCUGUACUCUUACCCGAGAAGUUCCCCUGGUAACGUAAGCUGGAGUCGUGUUUGGUCAGUGCCAGAUAACAUUUGUAAAAUGUUGGUUGAUGCAGGUCUUGGUGUAUGUGGCUACAACAGUAUCUGCACUCUACGAAAUCAGAGGCCAACCUGUGAAUGCCCAGACAGAUACUCUUUGCUGGAUCCGAAUGAUCCAUAUGGGAAUUGCAAACCGGAUUUCAUACAAGGCUGUCAGGAAGAUGGGCUGACUGUUACAAAAGAUUUAUAUGAGGUUCAGGUGCUGACAAAUACUGAUUGGCCAACCUCAGACUAUAUGCAGUUAUAUCCUUCUACUGCAGAAAUUUGCAAUGAAUCUUGCUUUGGAGAUUGUUUGUGUGCUGUUGCUAUUUACAGAGCUGAUACCUGCUGGAAAAAGAAGUUACCUCUUUCAAAUGGGAGAGUGGAUACGGGGCUUAAUUCACGGGCCUUCAUCAAAGUCAGGAAAGGUAACUUUACUCUUCCAGUUCCUCCACUGCCAUAUCCAGAAGACAAGAAGAGGAAGAACCAGACCACUUUGAUACGUGUGGGAUCAGCGCUUCUUGGUUCCUCAGUCUUUGCUAACUUAAUGUUGAGUGCUAUAGUGUGUCUGGGAUUUUUCUUCAUUUACAGGAAGAAACAUGUGAGGUCUAACCAAUAUGUUUUGGACUCGAAUCUGCGCUCUUUUAGCUAUGAAGAGCUUAAAGAAGCAACAAAUGGAUUUACAGAAGAAUUAGGAAAGGGUGCUUUUGGAGUUGUUUACAAAGGAAUAUUGCAAAUUGGUUCUGGUGUCCCAGUGGCAGUGAAGAAGCUAAAUUUUGUGGUACAAGAUAGUGAGAAGGAAUUCAAGACAGAACUGAACAUAAUUGGUCAGACACAUCACAAGAAUCUGGUUAGGCUUGUUGGAUAUUGUGACGAGGGACAGGAGCGGUUACUAGUAUAUGAGCUCCUGAGCAAUGGCACAUUAGCAAACUUUCUUUUUUCUGAUACCAAACCAAGUUGGAGGCAAAGGAUUGAUAUUGCUUAUGGAGUUGCAAAAGGACUUCUGUACUUACAUGAAGAGUGCAGCACGCAGAUCAUCCACUGUGACAUUAAGCCUCAGAACAUUCUGCUAGAUGAUUACUGCAAUGCUCGCAUAGCUGACUUUGGAUUGGCAAAGCUUUUAAUGAUGAACCAGAGCCAGACUCAAACAGCCAUAAGAGGAACAAAAGGUUAUGUUGCGCCUGAGUGGUUUCGGAACAUGCCAAUCACUACCAAAGUCGAUGUGUACAGCUUUGGUGUGGUGCUGCUAGAGUGCAUUUGCUGCAGGAGAAGCGUGGACAUGGAAAAUGUGUCCGAAGAGAGUGCCAUUUUAACCGAUUGGGUUUAUGAUUGCUACCUCGAAGGAGCCUUGGAUGCUGUUGUAGAUUAUGAAGUUGAGGCCUUGCAUGAGAAAACAAAGCUGGAAAGACUUGUCAUGGUUGCGCUAUGGUGCAUUCAGGAAAACCCUUCUCUUCGGCCGACUAUGAAGAAGGUUAUUCAGAUGCUUGAAGGAUUAGUGGAGGUACAUGCUCCACCAUGUCCAUCACCAUACAACAGAGCAAGCUGAAACCGACUUUGUUUAGCAUUGUGAUCAUUUCAAGAAGCAACUCUUUUUAGCCCAGCUUUGUACCUUUCAUCUUUGUGCACUGGUAGGUAGUUGUAUUAGUAAUAAGUCUGUAAAAUUUGCCUUUUCUGAUAGAAGAUAAUGAUAUAUUCAAGUAUUUAAAAAG
Fragaria vesca subsp. vesca is the source of this 2662-nucleotide messenger RNA. RefSeq names its product G-type lectin S-receptor-like serine/threonine-protein kinase RLK1-like. Gene Ontology annotation, biological process: protein phosphorylation. The record is from RefSeq and is a predicted model, not a curated record. The transcript has a single exon. Gene Ontology annotation, molecular function: ATP binding; protein serine/threonine kinase activity. Bases 1 to 2499 code for a protein of 832 amino acids. Lineage: Eukaryota; Viridiplantae; Streptophyta; Magnoliopsida; Rosales; Rosaceae.